AGCCCAGUUUUCCGGCAGCAGAGGCGGAAGUGCAGGAACCAAGCGGCUCUGGGGUGCUGGACGUGAGGCUCUGCUGCGGGAGCGAGAUGGAGGUGGGCGCGGCGGCGGUACCCGCGCGGGAUGGUCUCCGCGAGCGGCGAGCCUUGGGCGAGGCUGGGAGGCAGGAACCGAACCACCAUGUGCGGCCGCAGGCCGGGUCAAACAAUCUUCAGAAACACUCCUACUGGUUGGAUCUUUGGCUCUUCAUUCUUUUCGACGUGGUGGUGUUUUUAUUUGUGUAUUUUUGGCCAUGGUGAGUAUGACGGGUUUGCUGAUAGCUGCUUCUGGAAUGAAUUCCGAAGUUGACUACAAACUUCUUGAAAAAAGAAGACAGGAUUGUACAGCAGAAUUUCAAAACUAUAUGGGACUUUCAUUUUAUACUUUUCUUUUGCUUAUUUGGAGAAAUCUAUUAAAGUGGGCAGGAUCUUGCCCAUUCAUAAAUAAGUUCUUAAAAUUAGACUCUUUAAUUCAUGUUUAAAAACUUUGCAACAUCUGGUGGCUUUACAGGGUUGAAUAUAAAAAUAUUUGUAUUUAAAGGCUUAGUGUAUUCAUUAGGAAAUAUAGUUAUGUCUUUAACCUUUUCAGGGUUGAUCAGGGUUUAAUAUGCUGAAAAUGAUACGGUGAAUAAUAAUGUGAGGUAUUUAUAAAUUCAAAAAUAAAUUACUCAAAAGUGAAGGAACGAUUUUCAGAGGAGGAAUGGAGUAUUCUUAAGAUUGCAUAGAGGUGCAACAAAAAAGAUACACAGAAAAUGUAGGCCCACAAUUUGUUUAUUGGCUCUAAGUACCAGUUAAACUUUUAUUAAUAGGUUAAGUGAGCAUCUUAUGAAAAGGUAUGCCAUGGGUGAAAGGUUGAUGUAGUCUUAGAAAAAGUAGAUAAUAUCCAGUGUUAGAAAGCUGCCAUGCAUGUCCUUUUACCUGUAUGUCUUCUUUCUUCCUUUCAAACUCUUGAGCCCCUAAAGUGUCUGUAACUUACUUAAAUAUUUCAGUAACGUCAGUGUGAUUAUUUACUCAUUCAAAUGUUUGAGCUGUCGUUGGCCAGUGUUAUUAUAAGACACAGGGAACAAAACAGACAAAAAUUCCUGCCUUCAUGAGGCUAGAGGUUAAUGUUGUUAUUCAGCUUUCCUUAGUGUGUGUUUGUUUAAUGUGUGGCCUAAGACAAUGCUGCUUCUAACGUGCAGCAGAGAAGAAAAAGGGUUGGACAUGCCUAAAGGACACAGAACUGGAAUUUCACUGAAUUUACUAAAUAGAUUGUAUCACUUGUUUUUGCAGUACUUGCUAAUAAUUUUAUCUAAUCAAUGUUUACUUACGUAGUUGAGUUUUAUUUUAACAAAUUACCUGGUGGUUGAGGGGGAUUAACAGUUCUUACAUAGUUUACUAUUCGGUCACAGUCAUAAUAAUCCAUACUACCUUUUUGAACCUAUUGCCAACUACCACAACUAUCAGAUAAUUCUGAAAAUUUCUGUUAAUAGUGAAGAUAGAUCUUAGUGUGAUAGUUAAUUCUAUGUAUCAACUUGACUGGGCUAAAAGAUGCCCAGAUAGCUGGUAAAAUAUUUCUGGAUGUUUUUAGAAGACAUUAACAUUUGAAUCAGUAGACUGGGUAAAAGAAGAGCAACUAUCUCCAGGGUGGUCAUCAUUCAACCCCUUGAGGGCCUGGAUGGAAUAAAAGGCAGAGAAAUACCAAAUUGUCUCUCUGCUUAAGCUGGAACAUCUCCCUCUUUGUGCUUAGAUAUUGGCAAUCCUGGUUCUCAAGCCUUUGGAUUUUGGACUGGAACUACACCACUUGCUUUGGAGGGCCUACUUUUUGCAGAUAUUGUGGGACUUUUCAGUAUCCAUAAUUAUGUGAGUUCAUCCUUUAUAAUAAAUUUGUAUGUCUAUAUGA
Molecule: messenger RNA, 1917 nt
Organism: Nycticebus coucang (slow loris)
Lineage: Eukaryota; Metazoa; Chordata; Mammalia; Primates; Lorisidae
Gene: ARLN
Product: chromosome 1 C4orf3 homolog
Exons: 2
Coding region: 87-296 (69 amino acids)
Source: RefSeq, a predicted model, not a curated record